Aaosphaeria arxii CBS 175.79 is the source of this 4376-nucleotide messenger RNA. RefSeq names its product phosphoribosylformylglycinamidine synthase. Gene Ontology annotation, molecular function: phosphoribosylformylglycinamidine synthase activity. The record is from RefSeq and is a predicted model, not a curated record. Gene Ontology annotation, biological process: 'de novo' IMP biosynthetic process. The transcript has a single exon. The coding region runs from base 49 to 4155 and encodes 1368 amino acids. NCBI's taxonomy places the organism in Eukaryota, Fungi, Ascomycota, Dothideomycetes, Pleosporales.
GACUUUCUCUCCAACGCCUCCACGAAUUCUGAGUCCGACCAUUGCAACAUGGCCUCCUCCGGGGAUCCGUAUUUGAUCCUUCCGGGCUCUUCGGCCUUCUCCGACUUUCGUCUCAAGGCUUUUGCCCGCAAGAUUGGAGCCACUGACGUCCGCGCCGUCUGGCUUCAUUUCGUCAACCCUUUGAAAGAUUUGGACGAGAGGGAAUUGGAUACCUUGAAGCAGAUCCUCCACUAUGGCGAGGAUCCGGAUACCCAGGAUCGACUCACCCAGAUCUUACUAGAUGCGAUCCAUAACAACAGCGCCCCGAAAGACGACAACACCUCGCUCUUCUACGUUUGCCCUCGAGCCGGAACGAUCUCGCCAUGGAGCUCGCUCGCAACCAUGAUUGCACGAACCUGCACCCUCGAAGAUGCCGUAAAACGCAUCGAGCGUGGUGUAGUCUUCGCCGCAACCUUCGACAAGCCCCUCGAGUCUGACUCCAUCCCCAACCAAGAUACCCUCUACGAUCGGAUGACCCAGACCAUCAGUCGCGAUGCGCCCAACCUAGAGCUUAUCUUCGGCGAGCACGACCCUGCUCCGGCUACAACCUUGAGCUUCGAGGAGUACGGAACUCCCAAGGAAGCAUUGGAGCACGCGAACCGCGAAUUGGGUCUGGCCAUGGACGCCUCUGAGAUCCAAUACUUGGUUGAGGCAUACACCCAGGAGUUGAAGCGAGGUCCUGUAGACGUCGAGCUCUUCAUGUUUGCUCAGGUCAACUCAGAGCAUUGCAGGCACAAGCAGUUCAACGCCGACUUCACCAUUGACGGAAUGCGGAAGCCAUACUCGUUGUUCGGCAUGAUCCGGAACACACACCAGAAGCAUCCCGAGCACGUCGUGAGCGCGUACAGUGACAACGCCGCUGUUCUUCAGGGAGAAUCGGCCGCUUUCUGGGCACCCAACUACACUACUGGAGAAUGGACGGGAACGAAGGAGACAGUGCACAUUUUGUGCAAGGUCGAGACACACAACCACCCCACAGCCGUGUCACCUUUCCCCGGUGCUGCUACUGGCUCUGGUGGUGAGAUCCGUGACGAGGGAGCCGUCGGACGUGGAUCUAAGCCCAAGGCUGGAUUGGCUGGAUUCACUGUAUCUGACCUCCUCAUCCCUGGAUUCGAUCGACCUUGGGAGUUGAAAGACGUUGGCAAGCCUGCACAUAUCGCAAGCAGUCUUGAUAUCAUGUUGGAGGCCCCCAUCGGCAGUGCCGCAUUCAACAACGAAUUUGGCCGCCCUUGCACCACUGGUUACUUCAGGACGCUCCUCGUGAAAGUCUUCACGAAUGAGAAAGAAACGGAAAUUCGUGGAUACCACAAGCCUAUCAUGCUGGCUGGUGGUGUUGGAACCGUUCGACCCCAACAUGCUCUCAAAGAUCCUGAUAUCGUGCCAGCUGGCUCCCACCUGCUGGUCAUUGGUGGACCAGCCAUGCUUAUUGGUCUCGGCGGUGGUGCUGCUUCAAGCAUUCAAUCUGGCGAGGGCAAGGUUGAUUUGGACUUUGCUAGUGUGCAAAGAGGCAACCCAGAGGUGCAGAGGAGAGCACAGGAAGUCAUUGAUGCUUGCCGCUCCAUGGGCGAUACCAACCCAAUCCUGUUCAUCCACGAUGUCGGAGCGGGAGGUCUUUCCAACGCUCUUCCCGAGCUUGUUCACGACUCUGGGCUCGGUGCCGUCUUCGAGCUGAGAGAGAUUGACAGCACUGAUCGAGGAAUGAGCCCUCUUCAGAUCUGGUGUAACGAAGCCCAGGAGCGAUAUGUUCUCGCUGUCGGGCCCAACGAUCUUGAACUUUUCAAGAAGAUCUGCCACCGUGAGAGGUGCGGAUACUCGGUUGUGGGAACUGCAAAAGACGAGCAGCGCCUCGUCCUCACUGACCGCGAGUCAAAAGACCACCCCAAGCCCAUCGAUCUGCCGAUGCCUGUUCUCUUCGGAAAGCCACCCAAGAUGUCUCGUAUUGUAGAGUCUCGAAAGCUCCACCUCCCAGCCUUCGACAGCAGCUUGUCUAUUUACAUCCCAGACACCCCCAAGGAUGCGCUAAUCCCCGAAGCCGUGGAUCGUGUACUCACCCUCCCUGCUGUAGGCUCGAAAUCCUUCCUUAUCACCAUUGGAGACCGUACCGUCGGUGGUGUUACCGUCCGAGACCAGAUGGUCGGCAAGUGGCAGACUCCUGUCGCUGACGUUUCCGUCACUGCCACCUCUUUGAUGGCAGGUGUCAGGACCGGAGAGGCCAUGGCUAUGGGAGAGAAGCCCACUCUGGCACUCAUUUCCCCCGCCGCAUCUGCUCGUAUGGCUGUUGCUGAGUCUUUGAUGAACUUGGCCGCAGCCAGCACGUUCGACAGGCUAUCAAGGGUCCGAUUGUCCGCCAACUGGAUGUCGGCCAGCAGCCACCCUGGUGAGGGAGCUGCUUUGUACGAAGCUGUCGAAGCCAUCGGUAUCGAUCUUUGCCCCAAGUUGGGCAUCUCCAUCCCCGUCGGAAAGGACUCCAUGAGCAUGAAGAUGAAGUGGUCCGACGCCGAGACCAAGGCUGCUAAGGAGGUCACUGCACCAAUGUCGCUCGUCAUCACUGCCUUCGCUCCAGUGAACCGUACCGACCGCACAUGGACUCCCGCCCUGGAACGAAUUGAAGAUGUCGGCGAGACUGUCCUCAUGUUCGUUGAUCUUGCCGCUGGCAAGAAGCACAUGGGAGGUUCCGCGCUUGCUCAGACUUUCGGACAAGUGGGCGACGAGGCCCCAGAUGUCUACGAUGCGGAUGUCCUGAAGGACUUCUACGACGCUGUCGAACAGCUCCACGAUUCUGGCAUCGUCUUGGCCUACCACGACAGGUCUGAUGGUGGUUUGUUCACUACUCUCGCGGAAAUGAUGUUUGCCGGCCGAUGUGGUCUCGAGAUCAUGAUGGACGGCAUCGCACGUACUUCGGAUCCCAAGGAUGUCAUCGAGACCCUCUUCAACGAAGAACUUGGUGCCGUUUUCCAGAUCCGCAAGAAGGAUGAGGUCGAGUUCAACCGCUGCUUCGCUACUUGCGGACCACCCCCGGGAAUGAUCAAGAAGAUUGGACGUGUCCCAGAGAGCACCAAGCAGGAGAUCUCGCUCGCAUACGGAUCCAAGAUCAUCUACCGCGCCAGCCGUUCAUCCCUACAACAACGAUGGGCAGCCACAUCCCACCAGAUCCAACGACUCCGUGACAACCCCGAGUGCGCAGACGUCGAGUAUGCCAACAUCAAGGACGACAAAGAUCCGGGUCUCUCCUACAACCUCACCUUCAACCCCAAGGACACCAUCCUGCCCCUGAAGACCUCCAUCUCCUCCGCCUUCACAUCUAAACCCCGCGUCGCCAUCCUCCGAGAAGAAGGUGUCAACGGCCAAGCAGAAAUGGCCUUCGCCUUCCACAUGGCCGGCUUCUCCGCCAUCGACGUACACAUGACCGACAUCAUCUCCGGCCGCGUCUCCCUCGCCGGCUUCGUCGGCCUCGCAGCCUGCGGCGGCUUCUCCUACGGCGAUGUCCUGGGUGCCGGACAAGGCUGGGCGAAAUCCGUCCUCUUCCACCAAAACACCCGCAAAGAGUUCUCCGACUUCUUCUCCCGCCCAGACACCUUCUCCCUCGGCGUCUGCAACGGCUGCCAAUUCCUCUCCAAACUCAAGACCCUCAUCCCGGGUGCCUCCCUCUGGCCGACCUUCGAGCGCAACGCGAGCGAGCAAUACGAAGCCCGCGUCUGCAUGGUCGAAAUCACCGAUUCCCCCUCCGCGCCCUCCCCCUCCGUCUUCCUACACGGCAUGCACGGCUCGCGCUUCCCCAUCGUCACCGCCCACGGCGAAGGCCGCGCCACCUUCCCGUCCUCCCCCUCCGCCACCACAUCCCCAGAAACCCUCACAAACGCGGGCCUCGUCUCCCUCCGCUACGUCGACAACCGCGGCAACCCCACCACAACCUACCCCUUCAACCCCAACGGCAGCCCCCUCGGCAUCACGGGCGUCCGCAGCGAGGACGGGAAGGUCCUGGCGCUCAUGCCGCACCCCGAGCGCACGAUCGUCCGCGAGGUCGCGAGCUACAUCCCGCGCGGCAAGAUGGAGGAGUGGGGUGAAUUGGGGCCAUGGAGUCGUAUGUUUAGGAGCGCGAGACGCUGGGUCGGAUAGAACGUCAUCGUCAUCGUUCGCAGCUUAUAAACGAAAAUGUAUCGUAAAAAUGGGUUGGGUGGAUUGGGAGUCGGGAAUGUCAUGUGUAUGGAGUUGGUUUGUUUAUCAUUCAUUUUUUUGCGGUUUUGGUUUUGAGGGACGCAUGAGGGAAGGAUGGGGGGUUUAUGACAUACUGUAGUAUGUAAAUAAGAAAAAAGACACGAUAUGUGGUUUUUAGGAUC